GCAGUUGAUGAAGACGCGAGUUACGUCUAGAUCGAGCUCCGAUCAUACGAUCGAGGUGAUGAGAGUUGGCAACCUAGUUGGGAUUUUGUGCAAAGUGCAAUUGAUUUUUUCUUGAUCAUUUGGUGGUGAUUGACCAUUCUGUGAAGGUGUUACGCAGUGUGGGGAGUAAUUCUCGAUUUAUCGCAUUGUGGGAUUACCAUUAUCAAGUGUUUGAACAAAAAAUGAUAUGAUUAAUAGGGUAAUCUACUGAACGUGCGUAUCAGUGAGAAAAAAAAACGAGUUAAUUGAUACGUUAUUUUUAUUUAUGGUGAUACUUUUUUUCCCAUGUGUCGGGCCUCCACUUUGGUGGGAAAAUUUUAAACGAGCAUUUUGGUGCGCUGAGAGCGUACGUCAGGGCGAGAGUGAGCGACAUUACAUGGCAAGUUUGAAUUGUGCUAAACUGAGCUGAAGCGGCUGUAGCUGAGCGUGAUUGUUGGGUUGACGAUGGGAGGAAGCUGUUUGGUGCUUUCAUAUAUCUGCCGUUCGCACAAUACAGCUGAAAAAGGCAACUUGUCAGGUCGGUUGUUUAUGCGGCAAAUGAGCAAAGAAUCCAAGUGAUACAGACAGCAGCUAUCGAGCAAAAAAAAAUCCUCAGCGGUCAAUUGAAUCGGAGGUAAACCGCUUAGCUUUUGGAUCGGUCGAGAGACCGCCAAUGGGGAAGAGAGAAUCGAAUCGAAAGCUGAAACGAUAAAAAACGAUAUACGCUGGCUGGUUGCUUGCCGUCCGACCGACUGAUGGGAAAACAUCAACUCAAUGGAGAAUGGAGACGGUCGGAGAAGUGUGAAUCAAAUAAAUGAUCAAAUGAGAAGAAAAGUAUAAGUUGAGAAAAAGAUAAAAUUGCUGGCUCAGUUGUAUCCGAGAAGUCUAGUGCAGCACAACAUACAAAACCAGCGGCAAUUCCGAGCCAAUCAGGCAGUGUUAACUGGAGUGCAAUACUUAACACUUAAUCGUAUAAGAAGGAAUAUAUACGGUAUAUACGUAUACGCAUCACACUUUUCAUAGAGCGGUCGUUUAUCGUCUGAGAGUACACACAUCAUAAACAUCAGAAGUUAAUUGAAGUUUUCCAUUUGAACAACGACCAAACAGCAUACUAUCAACAAUAAAGUGCUGCUAAUAAAUAACUGGUUUAAUUUCUGCUCUGCUUACCAUUUUUUGCGCAUAUUGCUGAACAGCUCAAGUACUUAAGAGAGAAGCGUGACCGCGUACUGAUGGACGUUACAGAAAUUAAUAAAUUAAAAAAAGCAAAUGGUCUCGAUUGGUGUUGUUAGCGGUGCAAUUCUACACCAUCCAGCAUAAAGUGCAAACUGAGAGGUGACUGUUGGAAGAUUGCAGCAAUCGAUUUCCGAUCGCACAGUGAGUUGCAGUGAGCAAGAGAGAGAGAGAGGAAAAACAUUUAUAAAUUAAAGUUCAUAUCCGCCUGUGGAUAUAGUGUGCAUCUGAGUCGGCAACCAUCAAUUGUAGUGAGAGAAAAUAAACCCGGCCUCGUAAAAUAUCAAAUUUAUCGAUAUCGUCCCAUGCGUACGGCCAUAAAGGGGAAAAAAGUGCCCAACUAAAGAAGUAGAUACAGAAAAGCGGUCCAUUCAUCAACCAUACGCGAGAGAAGGAAAAGAGCAAGUGACGGAAAUAUUUUAAAAACCUGUGCAAUACUAUUCGAAUACUCGCACAGGAUAAGUUUUCGAAGAGACUACCAUAAGUAGUUUCCAACUGUAGACAGGAAAUUGAGUGUUACCUUCUGCAGUGUUUACAAGUUUGGAUCGUUGAUAGUUUUGUGCGAUCGAUCAGAAUGACGGUGAUCAAGUAGUGAAGAAUAUAUUGAUAACUGAUAGAAUUUUGCCACCUAAAUUCGACUGGAAAUAACAAAACUUGAUUGUUGUUAUAUUGUUUGCUGAAAAAUAAUCACAAACUGUGCUAACCAUUGGUCAUCGGAAAACAUAACUAGAGCGGCUAGUUACUUAACUCAUCAUCAGCUGUAAACCGGCAGCGUACUUAGAACUACUUUUAGUUCUUCCAACAUUUUCGUUGAAUAUUUCUUCAGGGAUAAAAUAAUCAAAUAUGUGUUCCCGCAAUCUAGCGAUUUCGUUGGCGCUGAUUAUCGCACUGGUCCCACUGGCAGCCGUCGCGUUACCGCAUCACAACGUCUCGAAGCGGAGCCUAUUCUUCGAACUAGAGUGUAAGGGUACCUUCAACAAGCAAAUCUUUUACCGGCUGGAUCGGAUAUGCGAAGAUUGCUACUCCUUGUUCCGGGAACCACAGAUUCUGUCCUUCUGCAAAAAACAGUGCUUCACUUCGGACUAUUUCCGCGGUUGCAUAGACGCUUUGCAGCUGACAGAUGAACUCGAGCAAAUCAAACAGAAUAUCCGGAUACUGAACGGAGUUGACCCCAACAUUUCUUAAUUACGCUAAGGCAUCUGGAAGAUAAACCGCACAAAAACGAACAAAACUGUUCCGUUCUAGGUCGGAAAACAAUAAUCUACAAGUGAUCUACAAUUUGCCUCGGAGAAAUCACACUACCAAGUAGCUUGAUUUCAUUCGAAAAGGAAACAACGGAAGUUCGCCAAAAUGCUUAAAACACAUCAUUCAGUAUCAGAAAUAUCAGCAACAAAUUAAUAGAGAAAACGGCAAACCGCUGUACUUCGUCCCAAAUAAUCAAGUGGGAUAGAUCGCUCCGGCGUUCAAAUUUCAACGAAGCUUAAAAUUACCAUCACAAGUCACCCCCCAUUAGGAACACCUCUAGCAACGAGACGAAUAUCAACUGUACAUAUUCCAGUGACUAGUUCUUGUGCAAUUUCAUUCUGAACAACAAACGGCGUAAGGUGCAGAUACAUUUAGAUAGAGUAACAACAAUAUGGAUCGCAACGGUCCAAAUAAGCGGUCAGUGUAGCGGAGAAGCACUGGAAGGAUAUUAUUUCUUUUGUUGUUUCGUUUUUCUUCUGUUCAAAAACUGUGGGCAGAGUGCUUUACUACGGAUUACUUCUCGGCCUGCGUGGAAGCCCUGUUUCUCGAGGAGGAAAACGAAAAGUUUGUUAAAUGGCGCGAAGUGUUAGGAAAGAAAUAAAAUUCCAAUGGUGUUUGAUCUGCGGCUGUAAUUUUUUAGUUCUUACUAUCAAAAACACAAACUGAUAUUACGGAAUAGGAGAUAUAUAGACGAUGGGCAGCUAGUUUCAUUUUGUAUCGUUUGCACGCUGCUGGUGUUCGCGCCAGCUCUUUUCAAAAGCGGCGGUCUAGUGUGACUGAAAAAUAGUUCGUUCAGGAGUUAAAUAUGUGUACAUAAUUAUUUGAUAAACCGAUAUUUAUUUAUGCUUAUUUUACUAUAGUUUACAAGUUGGAAUACACAACAGUUAGGGCAGCGUUUAGUAGAGUAUUUGUUGUUUGUUUGGUACAACAAACCUAGGGAUUUUCCACACUGAUGUAGGCGGGAAAAUUUGAAACACAAUGUGUCACAAUUCAAAGUGUUUGUAAACGGGGGAAGGUAUCGAUGGCUAUCACACGAGUAAAAAGCCAUGCUUCUUAGCUAUCGUUACGUUCCCCAGGAAAUUUACCUUUUGACAACGAUUUGAACAAUAGGAGGAGAUAUCUCAUAAACACUGUAUUUAUAUUUUCAAAAAAUAUAUUUCUUUUUAAAAUCUAGUCCAGAAGCCGUUUAGAUUUAUGUUUAGUUAUUUAUAAUAAAUGAGAUCAGUGAAAAUAAAUGUAACCUAAGUGUUUUGUAUUUUAAAUUUUCUAGAGUAAUUAGUUGUUAUGAGUUGGAAAUAGAGACAGAAGGAAAUACAAUUUGCAUCGACGUCUCUCGAUAAGCUGUUGAAAGUUGGUUAAACCGACAGAAGAUAGCAGAAUGCUUUCCUAGAACGGCAGUUGAUAAAAAUCAAUUCUUGAAACUUUGCGAAGAUCGACCAAAUCCAGCGAUAUGAAUCUCGAUGGAAGAACAUACAAACGAUCAAUAUCGAAAUAACCGAAUCGCGCUGAUUAUACGAUGUGUCAAGGAAAUUGUACAUUAUCACAUUCCUAAUUAGACAGUAUUUUCUCUCUCAUUGACAUAAAAUAAAGAAAUAAAUAAAAUAGUUGAAAAUGGCAUUCUAUCAAUACCCGACAUCAAGUUUAGUUUCGACUUGUAAAGGCACCAUGAAGCAAUAUCAAAUCCUUUCGAACCAGAAACCCCAAUCUAAAUUUCUCCAAAACAAACUUAAAAUAGGAAAGCUUGAGCAGCUGUAAACUACCAUUGUCAUUAUUAUCUCUUAAACAUGUCUCUAUGCACCCUAUCAAACGAGUUAAAAAUUUCAAGUUCCUUGCAAUCGUAUUUUUUUGUUUUCUAUAUUAUGUUUUAUCUUUCCUAAUGUUCAUUAUUGUACUAUUAUGUAUAUUUAUUUGACUAGAUCGAUAGCCACGCUACUAUUGCAUAUACGAGCUGGGAAAACUGGAAUGAGUGUGAGUUAUGCGAAGCUAUAAUCAUUGUAGGUUUGGCAUGUUGAGAAAUAUUAUUUCUAUGUGUAUUAAAAUUCAUAUCUAAACAAGUGCUUUUCGUUGAUUGCCAUUUUAUUAAAAUACGGCUUUGUUUUGUACAUUACCCAAAUGUCAGUACGAAUUAUAAGCUUAUUUAUAAUGCACGUAUCUGAGAAAAUGCCUAAUUAAGUAAAAAAAAUGUAACAUGACAACCUGAUAUUAUUGAUAUGCUUUAUUUUAACGAAAAUACGGAGAAAUAAAAAAAGUCUAUCAACGAUA
Molecule: messenger RNA, 4755 nt
Organism: Uranotaenia lowii
Lineage: Eukaryota; Metazoa; Arthropoda; Insecta; Diptera; Culicidae
Gene: ITP
Product: ion transport peptide-like
Exons: 4
Coding region: 2092-2433 (113 amino acids)
Biological process (GO): circadian rhythm
Cellular component (GO): extracellular region
Molecular function (GO): neuropeptide hormone activity
Source: RefSeq, a predicted model, not a curated record